Molecule: messenger RNA, 1038 nt
Organism: Fonsecaea pedrosoi CBS 271.37
Lineage: Eukaryota; Fungi; Ascomycota; Eurotiomycetes; Chaetothyriales; Herpotrichiellaceae
Exons: 7
Coding region: 1-1038 (345 amino acids)
Molecular function (GO): ATP-dependent chromatin remodeler activity; ATP binding
Source: RefSeq, a predicted model, not a curated record
AUGAGGAAUUCGCCCGGGGACAAGGAAUACCCCGAGUACGAUAAGGUGGAACGGAUUAAUAUAGCCACUCUCAUCCUUAAAGAUGAGACCCUAGAUCAAUUAGCCGAUGACAACGACUGUAUCGCUCGUAACAUCGAGCGACUCUCCAAGUCAUCCAAGAAGAAGGUCUUAGGCAUCGACCCCGACUACCGUAAGUUGGAUAAGGGUAUCUAUACUCCGCCCACCGAUAAAACCGACCCCACGCCCUUUUACCCUAAAUACUACCAGGUCAUCGGCACGGUAUGGCAGAUGGACAUGGAAGAGUGCCCCUGCGGUGGCGGCCUGGUCGCCAAGGACUGCGGACUCGGCAAGACCUCCCAGUGCUACGCCUACAUCUACCACGCGGCCAUGAAGAAACUGGGCAUUUGGCAGGAGUACCUGGAGCGGCGCGACGACGCCAUUACGCACGGCCGCCCGCUGCCGAAACCCCCUAAAGUCGACUUUCGACCGACCCUGGUCGUGGCGCCGCCGACUACCCGUCCGGUCCUCGACCUCCGCAUCUUCUACGGCACCGACCGCACUCUAAGUACCGACGUCGAGGAAGACCUUCGCGCCAUUAUGCUUCCCUCCAACCCCCUAGCCGCGCGGGACGCGAUCGAACAGGCUUUCCCGGCCGACGACCCUAUGUCCGCCUUCGGCAUCAAGUCCAUCGAAGAUAAGUUUCGUACCACCACCGGCCAACCCGAGAGAGAUGAUGACUCCAUUAAUACUCUACCCGGCGACGUUAACGCCACUGCCAGUACGGCCACCGCGGACCUUCCCCCCGAGGAAGAUGACGCCGGCUUACGCGAGGAAUCGGACGACUGUACGGUGUAUACGUCCCUCUUUGCCGGCCUCUUCUAUCGGGUCGUCUACGACGAAGCCCAUAAGGUUAAGAACCCCAAGACGAUGAACGCGAUCGCCAUCGAGAAACUGUACGCGCCUAAGAAGUGGUUCAUCACCGCCACGCCUAUAGUAAACCGGGUGUCGGACCUCCUAGGGUACCUGUACCUCCUCUAG